Molecule: messenger RNA, 1487 nt
Organism: Nematolebias whitei (Rio pearlfish)
Lineage: Eukaryota; Metazoa; Chordata; Actinopteri; Cyprinodontiformes; Rivulidae
Gene: rxraa
Product: retinoid X receptor, alpha a
Exons: 10
Coding region: 4-1434 (476 amino acids)
Biological process (GO): response to retinoic acid; cell differentiation; negative regulation of transcription by RNA polymerase II
Cellular component (GO): nucleus; RNA polymerase II transcription regulator complex
Molecular function (GO): retinoic acid-responsive element binding; nuclear receptor activity; nuclear steroid receptor activity
Source: RefSeq, a predicted model, not a curated record
CCCAUGCAGCGAGGCCGUUCGUCUGAGGUGUGUUCGUGUUUCAGCGGAAUGUGUCCCCUCCAUCAGCGACGCCUAUCCUCAGAUUCAUCAGGACAGGUGACCUCAUCUCCCCUGGGCUCGCCUAUAUCCCACAGAGGAAUGCACCCCCCUUUGCUGAGCCCAGCAUCUAUGGGGCCCUCUGGCUCUCUGCACUCUCCAAUCAGCACCCUGAGUUCACCGAUGAAUGGCCUGACAUCACCGUUCUCUGUUAUUAGCUCACCCAUGGGGCCCCACUCUAUGAACUCACCUGGCAUGGGCUACGGCCCCAGUGUCAGCCCCCAGCUGAACUCUCCAAUGAACUCAGUCAGCAGCACGGAGGACAUUAAGCCCCCGUUGGGCCUCAAUGGCGUGAUGAAGGUGCCAGCUCAGCCCUCGGGUACCAUCUUGUCGCUCACUAAACACAUCUGUGCCAUUUGUGGUGAUCGCUCUUCAGGAAAACACUAUGGCGUGUACAGCUGUGAGGGUUGCAAAGGCUUCUUCAAAAGGACUGUGCGCAAGGACUUGACCUACACCUGUCGCGACAACAAAGACUGUGUUAUCGAUAAACGCCAGAGGAACCGCUGUCAGUACUGCCGCUACCAGAAGUGUUUAGCCAUGGGCAUGAAGAGAGAAGCCGUUCAGGAGGAGCGCCAGCGAGCCAAGGAAAAAUAUGAGAACGAGGUGGAGUCCACCAGCUGCGCCAACGAGGACAUGCCCGUGGAGAAGAUCCUGGAAGCUGAGGACGCGGUGGAGCCCAAAACUGAGACCUACAUCGAGAGCAACCUCGGUGCGCCGUCCAACUCGCCCAACGACCCGGUGACAAAUAUCUGUCAGGCAGCUGACAAACAGCUCUUCACCCUGGUGGAGUGGGCCAAGAGGAUCCCCCACUUCUCCGAGCUGCCGCUGGACGACCAGGUCAUCCUGUUACGAGCAGGUUGGAAUGAACUCCUCAUUGCAUCAUUUUCACAUCGUUCGAUUGCUGUAAAGGACGGGAUUCUGUUGGCGACGGGGCUGCACGUCCACCGCAACAGCGCCCACAGCGCAGGAGUGGGAGCCAUCUUUGACAGAGUGCUCACAGAACUGGUGUCAAAGAUGAGAGACAUGCAGAUGGACAAGACUGAACUGGGGUGCCUUCGAGCCAUCGUUCUUUUCAACCCAGAUUCUAAAGGUUUGUCCAACCCAGGUGAAGUGGAGGCCCUGAGAGAAAAGGUCUACGCGUCUUUAGAGGCCUACUGCAAACAGAAAUACCCUGAACAGCCGGGCAGGUUUGCCAAGCUGUUGCUCCGGUUACCAGCACUGCGCUCCAUCGGACUCAAGUGUCUGGAGCACCUGUUCUUCUUCAAGCUGAUCGGUGACACGCCCAUCGACACCUUCCUCAUGGAGAUGCUAGAAGCCCCUCAUCAAAUGACACAAUAGCAGUAAAUCCUCCUAAAUCCCGCCUGGCCACCACCCAUCCAGCUUCCUUCCUG